Molecule: messenger RNA, 2086 nt
Organism: Synchiropus splendidus (mandarinfish)
Lineage: Eukaryota; Metazoa; Chordata; Actinopteri; Syngnathiformes; Callionymidae
Gene: srp54
Product: signal recognition particle 54
Exons: 17
Coding region: 269-1783 (504 amino acids)
Biological process (GO): SRP-dependent cotranslational protein targeting to membrane, translocation; SRP-dependent cotranslational protein targeting to membrane
Cellular component (GO): cytosol; signal recognition particle, endoplasmic reticulum targeting
Molecular function (GO): GTP binding; ATP hydrolysis activity; endoplasmic reticulum signal sequence receptor activity
Source: RefSeq, a predicted model, not a curated record
GUGGUUCCCCGAGCAGCCAACAGGCGGCGGACUCGCUCCGUUUCUUAACCCACGAAGAAGAGUCACAUUUCCGGUUGCUGAAUUGAUGACGUCUUCCUGGUAAAGCAAGCAGCUGGGAUUUAACAGGCCGAGUAACGCGCGUUACACCUGGACGCUACAUCAAGGUUUCUGUGCCAGCAGAAUUAUUGAACACGCUCAUUAGGGGGGUUUUCCCUCCACACGUCCACACACUCGGCAGUCACUGUGAGGUGCCAAAUCCCUCGCCAUCAUGGUGUUGGCAGACUUGGGGAGGAAGAUCACCUCGGCACUGAGGUCACUCAGCAAUGCCACCAUCAUCAAUGAAGAGGUGCUCAAUGCCAUGUUAAAGGAAGUUUGUGCUGCACUGCUGGAGGCUGAUGUCAACAUCAAGCUGGUCAAACAGCUAAGAGAAAAUGUCAAGGACGCCAUCGAUCUGGAAGAAAUGGCUUCUGGCCUCAACAAGAGGAGGAUGAUCCAGCACGCUGUCUUUAAGGAGCUGGUGAAGCUGGUUGAUCCAGGGGUGAAGGCAUGGACUCCAACAAAAGGAAAAAACAACGUCAUCAUGUUUGUUGGACUGCAGGGCAGUGGCAAAACCACAACAUGCUCGAAGCUGGCAUAUUAUUACCAGAGAAAAGGAUGGAAGACCAGCUUGAUCUGUGCUGACACUUUCAGAGCAGGUGCCUUUGAUCAGCUGAAACAAAAUGCAACAAAAGCCAGAAUCCCCUUCUACGGCAGUUACACGGAGAUGGAUCCAGUGGUCAUUGCAGCUGAAGGUGUGGAAAAGUUCAAAGCAGAAAACUUUGAGAUCAUCAUCGUGGACACAAGUGGGCGACACAAACAGGAAGAGUCUCUGUUUGAGGAGAUGCUUCAAGUGUCAAACGCUGUGCAACCAGACAACAUUGUGUAUGUGAUGGACGCCUCCAUCGGUCAGGCCUGCGAGGCCCAGGCCAAGGCCUUCAAAGAUAAAGUGGACGUCGCUUCCGUCAUCGUCACCAAGUUGGAUGGACACGCUAAAGGAGGUGGAGCCUUGAGCGCUGUGGCGGCCACCAGGAGUCCCAUCAUCUUCAUCGGCACAGGCGAGCACAUCGACGACUUUGAGCCCUUCAAGACACAGCCCUUCAUCAGCAAACUGCUGGGAAUGGGAGACAUUGAAGGAUUGAUCGACAGAGUGAAUGAACUGAAGCUGGACGACAACGAGGAGCUGAUCGACAAACUGAAACACGGCCAGUUUACGCUCAGAGACAUGUACGAGCAGUUCCAGAACAUCAUGAAGAUGGGGCCCUUCGGACAGAUCAUGGGCAUGAUUCCUGGCUUUGGCACGGAUUUCAUGAGCAAAGGAAACGAGCAGGAGUCCAUGGCGCGUCUCAAGAGACUCAUGACGAUCAUGGACAGCAUGAACGACCAGGAGCUGGACAGCAAAGAUGGAGCCAAGCUGUUCAGCAAGCAGCCCAACAGGAUCCAGAGGGUGGCGCGCGGCUCGGGGGUGGCUGCCCGGGACGUGCAGGAGUUGCUGACUCAGUACACCAAGUUUGCCCAGAUGGUGAAGAAGAUGGGUGGCAUCAAAGGGCUCUUCAAAGGAGGGGACAUGUCCAAGAACGUCAACCAGUCUCAGAUGGCCAAACUCAACCAGCAGAUGGCCAAGAUGAUGGAUCCGCGGGUCCUGCACCACAUGGGUGGAAUGGCCGGACUCCAGUCCAUGAUGCGGCAGUUCCAGCAGGGCGCUGCUGGCAACAUGAAAGGCAUGAUGGGCUUCAACAACAUGUGACCUGACCGACCCCCUUCUACGGCCUUCGAACAGUUGAGCUGAGGACUGGGCUUGUGGGUGGAGAGCACCUAUGGUCUGCUGCUCUGUUUCACCCAACAUUGUAGAUCGCUAAGAAAGUACAAAAGAUAUAAAGAAACCGUCUGAGGAGUUUAUGUGAUGAGGAGCCAUGAAGAGUCUUGAGGCGGCAGAUCUUUUCUAAUUUAACUUGUCUAUGUAAAGGAUAUAAGAAGCUGCUGCACUAAAGUGAUGACAUCUGGUUUUCAGUGACAGUAUUUUUGUCCUAAUAAACGUUUUUAUUCCACA